GCACGCCGAACAGACGUCCGCACGCGAGAAUUGAAACAUUACGAACUUCGCGACGAAAAACUUUUUUUUAAUGAAAAGUACAUUAAUUUCAAGUGUAGUCAGUGGACUAUUGAAAAAAGUAUGUAGCUGAUAGCGUAACUGACUAUUUUGAGAUUUUCGUGAUUAUUGACUAUUUUGUUUUUGUAAAGAUUUACAUUAUUUUACAAAUUGGUCUGUGUUAAUUAGUGUAAUCAUGGCGAAAACAUAUAUACUAGCGCUAUGCAUGCUGGGCACUGUAGCCGCGUACACCGGGCCCGAUCUACCACCGGGCCCAUUCUGUGGCAAGACUGGCGAAUGCUGUCGCGAUCGGAGGGACUCUUGCGCGCAUAGGAUACUUGACACGUUAUGCUACUGCGACGAAUUCUGCGACUUCAACCGUGCGCACGACGACUGCUGUCCCGACUAUCUGCCAGUCUGUCGCAACCAGACCGUAGACCCUGGCUUCAUCCUGCAGCCGUGCCGGCAUCGGGGGCAGUUGUACAUGCCCGGGCAGAAGCGAGAAGAUAACUGCAACACCUGCGAAUGCGUGCACGACGAAAGAACGAAGAAGACGGAAUGGUCGUGUGAGCAAGACACCUGCCUUAUGAGCGAAGAUGUGGUGUAUGGCGUCAACCAACCAGGUCUGGGAUGGCGCGCGUAUAGCUACCCGCAGUUCCAGGGGAAGAAACUUAAGGAUGGACUAAGUUACAAGCUAGGAACACUGCCCCUAAGCGCCGAGACACAGCGGAUGCUGCCCAUCGAGUACGAAUCAGACACACCAAUGCCCGACAGCUUCGACGCUAGACAACGUUGGCCGGGCUACAUCACUCCUAUUGUGGACCAGGGCUGGUGUGGAUCUGACUGGGCUGUGUCUAUUGCAUCCAUCGCUUCUGACCGAUUUGGCAUAAUGUCCAACGGCGCAGAGAGCCUGGUCCUGUCUCCACAGACGCUCCUAUCCUGCAAUCGGAGACACCAGCGAGGCUGUGCUGGAGGCAAUGUCGAUGUAGCUUGGAACUUCGCGGGCGAACACGGAUUAGUGGAAGAGAAAUGCUUCCCCUACACGGCUAAGGCCGAGAGAUGUCCGUACCAGCCGCACGGAGACCUGAUCCAGGAUGGCUGCCGGCCGAAGGACCCUCGACGCACUUCGCGGUAUAAGGUGGGGCCGCCGUACCGUCUCCUUAAAGAAGAAGAUAUCAUGUAUGAUAUCAGGGAGUCCGGCCCUGUUCAAGCCGUGAUGACGGUGUACCAGGACUUCUUCCACUACCGUGACGGCAUCUACCGUCGCAGCAGGCAUGGAGACAGCAAGCUUCAGGGGCUCCACAGCGUCAGAAUUGUGGGCUGGGGCGAAGACCGCCAGGAGAAGUUCUGGAUCGUAGCCAACAGCUGGGGUACAGAAUGGGGUGAGAACGGCUACUUCCGCAUCGCACGGGGCUCGAACGAGUCCGGAAUCGAGUCGUUCGUCGUGUCCGCGUUCAGUGACGUCACGUCCGCUUUCCUCCGGUCCUCCGGCCGACGCACAUAACAGAGGGGACAACUUAUUGUACCGAUGUGCAGAUACCACAAGAAACACGGGAUCAUGUGGUAUUUUAAGAAGUACGGUUAGGUUUUGAUCUGUUAUAUUUUUUUUUAUCCAGCCAUAGUACCUAAGUUUGAAUUCUGCUAGCUACCCACUCGUAGAAUUAUGACUGCAAUGGUUUUAACGAAUUUUUGGGGUGGUGUAAAUUCUUUUUUUUAAUGUUGAUAGCGAGUAUAUUAUUUAUUAUCAUUGGGACUCUCAAGACUUUAAGUAUUUCAAUAGUACUUUUACCGACAUGUUUGCAUUUUUUCCUAUAAUUGUUGUCUAAAGAAGUUUUUUUUUUUCGGAUUAAAAACAAGUGUAGUUACAAGAUAUAGUGACAUUACUGACUACUGGUAUACUGGGGUUACUUUGAUUCAUGAGUUAACAUUGAUCAUCGAUGUAUGGGGAGUACUUUUGAACGCUAUUUAAACAUUUAUUUACGUGUUUAACUUACAGAAAUAAUGAUAAAACCGGAUUCUUAAUACUUCGAUCAUUCUCACCCCACAAAUCAAAGUAGCCCCAGUUUACGUACCUAAAAUGCCUUAGUACCUACGUAAAAUAAGUGUUUUGGCAAUAUUUUGUAAGAAACUCUAGUGUAUUACUUUCGCAUAGGUAAAUAUAUUCAAAAUGAAUCAAGAGACCAAAAUGUGCCACUUUAGAACUAGAACGCAAAAUAGAAAGUAUUUUCAGAUCAAA
Molecule: messenger RNA, 2272 nt
Organism: Leguminivora glycinivorella
Lineage: Eukaryota; Metazoa; Arthropoda; Insecta; Lepidoptera; Tortricidae
Product: tubulointerstitial nephritis antigen-like
Exons: 9
Coding region: 233-1540 (435 amino acids)
Biological process (GO): proteolysis
Cellular component (GO): lysosome
Molecular function (GO): cysteine-type peptidase activity
Source: RefSeq, a predicted model, not a curated record